Messenger RNA from Hibiscus syriacus, 687 nucleotides. RefSeq names its product 60S ribosomal protein L23-like. Lineage: Eukaryota; Viridiplantae; Streptophyta; Magnoliopsida; Malvales; Malvaceae. Gene Ontology annotation, cellular component: ribosome; cytosolic large ribosomal subunit. The transcript has 4 exons. The record is from RefSeq and is a predicted model, not a curated record. Gene Ontology annotation, molecular function: structural constituent of ribosome; large ribosomal subunit rRNA binding. Gene Ontology annotation, biological process: translation. Bases 100 to 522 code for a protein of 140 amino acids.
AAAGGAGCAACCUGAAGAAAAGAAAAACCCUAAUUCGCUGUCUAUAUAAAAGCUUAAAACCCGUACCAUUUGCAAUCUGUUUCGCUUCAGUCGUAAAAAAUGUCUAAGCGAGGACGUGGAGGGUCAGCUGGAAACAAGUUCAGGAUGUCACUGGGUUUGCCAGUGGCAGCCACAGUGAACUGCGCUGAUAACACUGGUGCUAAGAACCUUUAUAUCAUCUCUGUGAAGGGAAUCAAGGGCCGCCUUAACCGUUUGCCAUCUGCUUGUGUCGGAGAUAUGGUUAUGGCUACUGUCAAGAAAGGGAAGCCAGAUCUCAGGAAGAAGGUCUUGCCUGCUGUCAUUGUGAGGCAGCGCAAGCCCUGGCGCCGAAAGGAUGGUGUUUACAUGUACUUUGAAGACAAUGCUGGUGUCAUCGUGAAUCCAAAAGGAGAGAUGAAAGGUUCUGCCAUAACUGGUCCAAUUGGAAAGGAGUGUGCUGAUCUAUGGCCAAGGAUUGCAAGUGCAGCAAAUGCCAUUGUUUAGGAAUUCUAAGUUGUGGAAGAUUGUUUCUGCUUCUUUCGACUGAGUAUAGUGUGCUGGUUCAAUACUUGGUGUUUGUUUCUAAAUUAAUAGAUUUUGGAUGGUUUUGAUUUGAUUUUGGAUUUGAAAAUGAAUGUACUUUAUGGAAGCCCCUCAAAUUUUUAUUCA